CUAUGGAUCAAAUCCAAUUUGCAAAGGCUGUUUGUCUUGUUCAAAGGAUAAUGGAUGCAUCAGAUGCCAGCAUAAGUUAUUCUUCUUCCUACGAAGAGAAGGAAUGAGACAGUAUGGUGAAUGCCUGCAUUCCUGCCCAUCAGGGUAUUAUGGACUCCGAACGCCAGAUAUGAACAGAUGUUCAAGAUGCAGAAUAGAAAACUGCGACUCCUGCUUCAGCAGAGAUUUUUGCACCAAAUGCAAAGCUGGCUUCUACUCCCACAGAGGCCGCUGUUUCAGAGGUUGCCCACCUGGAUUUGCUGCCUUGGAAGAACUCAUGGAGUGUGUGGAAGGCUGUGAAGUUGGUCAGUGGAGUGAAUGGGGAACUUGCAGCAGAAACAAUAAAACGUGUGGAUUUAAGUGGGGCCUGGAAACGAGAACAAGGCAAAUAGUGAAGAAGCCAGCGAAAGACACGAUACCGUGCCCAACCAUCGCAGAGUCCAGACGGUGUAAAAUGGCUGUGAGGCAUUGUCCAGGAGGAUUCCAAACAAGGCAAAGAAUUACUGCAGUGACGCUGCACAGCUCUUUUGUUUUGUCGCGGUGUCAGGAGGAAGCACGUAGCUCCAAGCACGGGGCGGCAGCCGCUGGGCGCAGCCCCGCAGGGCGGGACGGAGGAGCCACUGCCGCCGCCGCCGCCGCCGCCGGACUCGAUCCGGCCGGGGGCGCCCGUGAGGGCCUGGCCCGCAGCCACAGCGCCGCCCCGCGGCCGCAGAGCAACACGGAGCCCGCAGGGCUCGAGGCGCCGGUGGUGGCCGUGGGCUGGCCGUGA
Messenger RNA from Phasianus colchicus (ring-necked pheasant), 808 nucleotides. The record is from RefSeq and is a predicted model, not a curated record. Lineage: Eukaryota; Metazoa; Chordata; Aves; Galliformes; Phasianidae.